Molecule: messenger RNA, 5214 nt
Organism: Wyeomyia smithii (pitcher-plant mosquito)
Lineage: Eukaryota; Metazoa; Arthropoda; Insecta; Diptera; Culicidae
Product: probable multidrug resistance-associated protein lethal(2)03659
Exons: 13
Coding region: 607-4980 (1457 amino acids)
Biological process (GO): transmembrane transport
Cellular component (GO): membrane
Molecular function (GO): ATP binding; ATP hydrolysis activity; ABC-type transporter activity
Source: RefSeq, a predicted model, not a curated record
GAUCAAUUAGGUUCAAUUAAUGAAGGGUUGAGGCUUCGGUCCGCAUGGUUCGGACCAAUUGAGAGAUGGCGCGGCAGACAAAGAUGUCGUUGCUUGGCGCCGGUGGUCGCAGUCGUUACAUUGACAGUGACAGUGAAACUUCAUCUCUUAUCAUCGCGAGCGAUCUUAUGCUUCGUAGACAGUGUCUGUUCGAUCAGGUUUGAACUGGAUUUACACACGACAUUCCAGCUUAACAAAGCACGAAACAAAAGCGGCUUAGCGAUGAAAGUGUGCUAAUUUGGUAGGAUUAGCGAAUGGUCAUUACGUUUGGUCACAUUUUCUACGGUUUAUUUACGUCACGAUGAUGAAUAUGUCAAAAAUACCGAGAAAUAUCUCUCAUUAUGGGGGCACUUAGCGAGUUCCACUCGUGUAGUCAGCUUGUAAUUACGAGUUCUCCUAACAAUUAAUUAAUAAUAUUCUUCAAAUAUCAACCGAAAGUGUAGCAUUACAUAACACACACAGCUGGCCAAUUAGUGAACGGGAUUUAUUCCGGCGGAGAUGAGUGUCAUUUGUGUUGAACAUUACCGUUUAUUUGAACACCAGCAACAGUAUUAGACAGCUGCAGCAAUGAACCCAACACAGUACAGCCAGGAUCCCAGCAUCCAUCAGCUCCGGCGGCUACCGAAUCCGGUCAGCAGAGCGAAUCCAAUCGCUUGGUUCACAUUCUGGUGGCUGAAGGAAUUAUUCCAAACUGGACUUAAACGACCCAUUGAAGAGUCCGACAUUUACGAAACAUUAUCGUUGCACCAGAGCGAGCAACUGUCCUACCAGUUCGAAAAUCACUGGAAGCAAGAGCUGAAGAAGGAGCGCCCUAGUUUUCUUCGGGUUAUAUGCGGCAUCUUCGGUUGGACGAUGGUUUCUCGUGGUUUGCUCUAUACUAGUGUGGACUCGUUCUCUAGAAUUUUUCAACCCUUAUGCCUCGGAGGAUUGGUGUCCUACUUUGCACCCGGACAGACCACCAUUAGCCGGACGGAAGCGUACUAUUAUGCCACGGGAAUCGUUCUGUGCUCGCUGGUGCCGGUCGUCAUUUUUCAUCACUUCAUACUGUACAUCUACCAGAUCGGAAUGAAAAUUCGUGUUGCGUGCUGUUCGUUGCUCUACAAAAAGGCCUUGCGGAUCACAAAGGCAGCCGGCACGGACGGCCUCACCGGGCAGGUGAUCAAUUUGAUGUCCAAUGAUGUCGCCAAAUUUGACACAGCUGCCAGCUUUGUGCACGACACCUGGAAGGGACCAAUAGAGCUGGUGGUGUUUGGCUACCUUAUCUACCGGCAGAUUGGUGCCCCCGGACUGAUUGGGGUGGCGUUCCUGCUCAGUUUCAUUCCGUUGCAGGCAUGGGUCGGCAAGAAGGCGGCUUCCUUCCGGCUGAAAACGGCCACCCGUACGGACCGGCGGGUGCGCUUCAUGAACGAAAUCAUCCAGGGCAUACAGGUGAUUAAGAUGUACGCCUGGGAGCACAGCUUCAUCCGCAUGGUGGACGCGAUUCGCCGCAAGGAGAUCGCCGGCAUCCGGGGCACGCUGUUCAUACGGGCCGGUCUGCUAUCGUUUAAUCUCGUAUCGAGACUGUCGAUUUUUCUCAGUCUGGUCGGUUACUGCUACUCGGGGAACGUUUUCACCGCCAAGCAGGUCUUCAUCGUGACGUCCUACUUCAACCUGCUGUACAGCUCGAUGCUACACUUUUGGCCUUUGUCGUUGACUUCCGUGGCCGAAGGGUUGAUCUCGAUACGGCGCAUACAAGAGUUUCUGCUGCUGCCGGAAAAGAAGAUACAGGAAACGCCACUGGAGCGGGCAACUGUUAAUGGACACUCAACGGUGGUGACCGGGGAGGAGAGUGAAAUCAAACUGAUGGAAAAUGUCAAGAUGGCUAACGGCGACAGUGCGAUAAAACCAGUGCCGACAGAAAAGGUUGCCAGUAAGCGGUUUGUCAACAAGAAGGGAUCCGCGAGGAGGGGAAUUUUCAUGCGGGAUGGCACGGCUAGCUGGAGUAAAGCGGGGAACGGAAAGUUGACGAAUGGAAUUCGAGAUUUUAAUCUCUCGGUGGAAAAAUCGAAACUGUGUGCCAUUGUGGGUCCUGUUGGUAGCGGUAAAUCUACACUGCUGCAGGUUUUUCUGGGGGAGUUGGAACUGGAUGAGGGACGGUUGGAAAUCAGUGGUGACAUCAGCUAUGCCUCUCAAGAACCGUGGCUUUUCGAGGGAUCGGUAAAAAACAAUAUUGUGUUCAUAGAAAACUUCAACGAGAAACGAUACCGUGAGGUGGUGAAAGUUUGUGCGUUGGAAAGAGACUUCCAGCUACUUCCGCAGGGUGAUGAAACUAUCGUUGGUGAACGGGGAAUUAGCUUGAGUGGCGGUCAGAGAGCUCGAAUCAGCUUGGCGAGGGCGGUCUACAGAAGAGCAGAUAUCUAUCUGCUGGAUGAUCCUCUGUCCGCCGUCGAUACCCACGUGGGAAGUCAUAUUUUUGAACAAUGCAUACAGGAUUAUCUUAAGGACAAGGUUUGCGUGCUGGUAACGCACCAGCUUCAGUACCUAGAGGACGUCGAGCACAUCGUGCUAAUGAAUGCAGGACUGGCGGAAGCUCAGGGACCGUACCGCAGCUUGGAAGCGGCCAACACGUUCCCCAUGCUGGCUGCCAUAGAGCAGGAACUGCUCGCUCAGCAGGAGAGACAACUGGCGGAUCUGGUGGACCCGGAAGGCGAGCAAGAGCGCCAGCAGCUACGAAAGCCUUUAAUCAGAAACUCCGCUACCGUACCGCGGUUCCACAUCGACAAAUUCUACCAAUCGCCGGCUGCCCAGUCGUCGCCCGUCAUACCACCCGCCUACCGGAUGGCCCACUCGAAUCAAUCCCUCUACCAUCCGUCCCCGUUCUCGUCCUGCAGCCUGGUUUUUGACGGCUUCGAUGACGAGCAGGAAAUGGCCGGACGUCGACGGCGCCCGAAAGCAAAACGUCAAAAAGCUGCCAGUUCCGGUUCGCAGCGACAACAGCAGCUGGAAGAGUGCAAUCACUUGGACGUAGAAGAAGGUGCUGACGAGGGUGGCAAUAGCGGAGGUGCUGGAGGUGUUAAUAAGGAAUCUCAAAUUACCGGCACCGUUGGGUUUUCGGUGUAUAGAAGCUAUUUCGCGUCGGUCGAAAGCGUGGUUCUGCUCGUCGUAGUCGCAGCCCUUUUCCUGCUGGCGCAGGGAACCAUGAGCGGUAUCGAUUACUUCAUUUCACAGUGGGUAAAUCGAGAGGAAUUUCUUGGACGAAACGAAACCAUCGGCAACUCAUCUGCGUCGGAAGGUCACUCCAAACUAGAGGGAACCAUCUUUGCGAGUCUCAGUCGGGAGCAGUAUUUGAUGAUUUAUUCCGGCGCGAUGGCGGUUAUGCUGUGCCUCUCACUGAAUCGUUCGUUUUCCUUUUUCUACCUUUGCCUGCGGGCAUCGAUUCGACUGCAUGACCAACUGUUUCGCGGAAUAACUCGUGCUACGAUGUACUUCUUCAACACGAAUCCGUCCGGAAGGAUACUGAAUCGCUUUUCCCGGGAUAUCGGCUGCAUCGACAUUUUUCUCCCGUCAGCGAUGAUGGAUUGCAUUCUGUUUUUCUUGGAGUUCACAGCCAUCAUCAGUCUGGUGGCCAUCGUCAACUAUUGGCUACUGCUUCCGACGGCCAUCAUGGGCGUCAUGUUCUACGGACUCCGACAUGUUUACACGAACACGGCUCGAAGCAUCAAGCGCGUGGAAGCUCUCACACGUAGUCCGAUAUUUUCACACGCCAACGCCUCCUUCCAGGGUCUUACGACUAUUCGCGCGUUCGGGGCGGAGAAAAUUUUGGCCAACGAGUUCGACCAACACCAGGACCUGAACACGUCGGCCUGGUAUCUGUUUCUGGCGACCACACGAGCCUUUGCGCUGUGGCUGGAGCUGGUUUGCGUGCUGUACAUUGCGGCUGUCACUUUCAGCUUCCUGACUAUGGAAAAUACAAUGAGUGGUAAUGUUGGUCUCGCCAUCACCCAAGUGUUCAAUCUGAUUUUUAUGUGCCAGUGGGGAAUGCGUCAAACGGCGGAAUUGGAGAACCAGAUGACUUCGGUGGAGCGUGUAGUGGAAUAUGCGGAAGUCGAGUCAGAACCACCGCUGGAAACGUUGGAUCCUCUAAAGAAACCAGCCCAAGAUUGGCCUGCCGAUGGCAGGAUUAAAUUCGAAUACUUUUCCCUUCGUUACUCGCAUGACAGUGAUCCGGUACUGAAGGAUCUGAACUUGGCAAUCGAAGCAAGGGAGAAGAUCGGCAUUGUAGGACGCACGGGAGCCGGGAAAUCAUCAAUCAUACAGGCACUGUUCCGCCUGGCCUUCAACGAUGGUUUAAUCAAAGUGGACGGCGUUGAUAUCGGUGGGCUGGGGUUGCACGAUUUGCGAAAGAAAGUAUCUAUUAUUCCACAGGAUCCGGUGCUGUUUUCUGGUCGGGUACGGGAGAAUCUGGACCCGUUCGAGCAGCAUAAAGACGAGGAGCUGUGGCGGGCGCUCGAGCAGGUCGAGCUCGGGCAAGCGGUCCAGCGUAUGGAAGGUGGCUUGGACGCGAAAAUGUCCGACGGAGGUUCAAACUUCAGUAUGGGCCAGCGCCAGUUGGUUUGUUUGGCGAGAGCGAUUCUUCGGAACAACAAGAUUCUGAUACUGGAUGAAGCUACCGCCAAUGUCGAUCCGGAAACGGACAAACUAAUUCAGCGGACAAUCCGAGAACAGUUCAGCGGAUGUACCGUACUGACGAUUGCGCAUCGAUUGCACACGGUCAUGGACAGCGAUCGGGUUCUGGUGAUGGAUGCCGGCCGGGCAGUGGAAUUUGGCCAUCCGCACGAGCUGCUACGACAGUCCAACGGGUUCUUGCGAAGUCUGGUCAACCAAACCGGCGAAGCGACGGCUGCUCAGCUUACGGCUGUGGCAGAGAAAAACUUCCGCAAACGAUGCACCGCUGAUAGCUAGGAGCUUGCAAUAAUCGAAUACCCAAAACACAUGUUCAUACCAAAGAAUUGACAGGACAGACAGGGAAACCUAGAGCGUUUUGAUUUACUACUUAUCUUCACGUGUACUUAGGCUAUAUAAAGAGAGCUUUUAGAUGUAGAUUAAGUGAUCAGUUCCAGAUCCAAACAUUCCACGGCUCGAUUGGAAUUGCACACGAGUUUGACAGCAAUAAAUUUGUUCGUAUUUCGCUGAGAA